AACACCACAUGAGAUGACCCGAUGUUAAGUUGUUCCCGGAUUCAUUCAAGUCGGAUGGUUCAAGAUGCAUUUACUGGACCAGCACCGCAACUUAGCCAGAUGUCACGAUAAUAUCAUUUCUUAGGAUCUCUGAAUGAACGUUACCUUGAGCAGGACAUCGCUCACGCCACUCUUUUGAUGUCUGAACGCUCGGUCUAAAAGCGCCCCGAAAGUAGAUCGCAAUCUCAUGCUUGGCAAUAACUCAGGUUCUUGAAGUCGCCCUUCUUGCUCAACGACCCGUCGGAUUGAACAAGAGUUGGUUACCUGACCAAAGGGCCAGCAAGAUGGACGGAAUUCCAGGCGAAAUCAAUCUUGUCACGCUCAAUUGCUGGGGCCUCAAGUACAUUGCGAAGCUGCGGCGAGAGCGGUUGACCGAGAUUGGAAGGCAGCUCGCCGUCGCCAGUCCGCAGCCGCACAUAGUUGCGCUACAGGAAUGCUUCACCCAGGAGGACUACACGAGCAUCCGCCGCGAAACACGCUUCAUCCUGCCCUAUGGCAAGUUCUACCACAGUGCCGCCUUUGGUGGCGGCCUGGCCAUCCUGUCGCGGUGGCCCAUCGAGGAGAGCACCAUGUACCGCUACCCGCUCAACGGCCGUCCGACGGCCUUUUGGCGCGGUGACUGGUUCGUUGGGAAAGGCGUUGCCUGCGCCAAGAUCCGGUACGGACCGGGUAUGAAGGACGUGAUCGAAGUUUUCAAUACUCACACUCACGCCCCCUACGAAGGCGGGAGGCCCGACGACUCGUACCUCUGCCACCGCAUCGCACAAUCCUGGGAGAUGGCCAAGCUGCUUCGCGGUGCUGCAGAGCGAGGCCAUCUAGUGGUUGCGCUGGGCGACUUCAACAUGAUCCCCAUGUCGCUGGAGCAUCGGCUCAUCACGGCUCUUGCCCCUGUUCGGGACACUUGGCGGGUCCUCCAUCCGGACAGCUCCGUCGGGCCCGCCCACCACCCGGCCGAGAAGGCCCGCCACCGCCCGAUUCCCACCGCCGAGUUCAACAUCCAGGAGAACGGGGCUUCCUCGGACGGCCCGUACAACACUUGGCGCUGGACAAAAGCACAGCAGAAGCUCCUGGGUCCGGGGAAGGCCCCUGUAGCCGUUCCGCCAGACACUAUCGAUCGCUUCGGAAAGCGCCUAGACUACAUAUUUGCCGGCUCCGGCGACAUCCAGGUCCUCGGCGGCGGUUGGGUCGUCAAGCGCGUCAGCGUAGGCAUGAUGAUGCGGCACCCGGAACUGGGUUGCUCGCUGAGCGACCACUUUUCCAUGGAAGCCACCCUCGUCUUCCACCCCCUACAAACUCGCCAGCAAUCCCAACCGCUCACCGAGUCAAAACCACACCGCUCAUCCAACACCAAAGCCAACCCCACAGCCAAAACCUCCUCACCCACAGCCGAGAAGGCCACGGGGGCGACCCCGUCGACGCUCCCCACCAAUGGCAACAUCACAACCCCACUAACAGACGGAGACGGCAAGGAAAAGGCCCAUUCCCUUUCACUCUCGGACGACCCCGAACAAGAAGACGCCUUCCACAACGGAACCUACCUCCAAAUCCGGCAGUCCCCGACCCCGAGCGUGGUCCGCAACGCCGAAUCAUACGACACCCAGCUCCUCUCCUUCCUCAAUGAUGACCGUCCCACCACCACCACCACAGACAACCCCCAGCUUCUUCUGUCCUCGAGCGCAUACGACGACAUGCUCGCCGUGGCCCACGCGUACGCGUCCCGCGAGCGCAGCCAGCGCAAGUGGCGCGCGCUGCACUUUUUCGCCUCGCUGCUCGUGACGCUGGCCUGCCUUGUGGGCGUGUGGUUCAGCCCGGCGAAUUAUGUUUCUUUUAUCUUGGUGCUCGUCAGCAGCCUGAGCCUGGCGGCGGGGACAAUAGACGGCCUGCUGGCCCUGCUCUUCUUCAAGAGCGAGCUGCGCGCUCUCAAAGAGUUUGAGUGGGAGGUCAGGAACGCCAAGGCCAUGACGCUGGGACGGGUAGGCAGAAGCGGACUGGGGUUGAUGGGCGGUGCUGGGGAGGCUGUUGGAAGGGUCGGAGGAGUGGAUGACGACGGGGGGUUGGAUGACCCAGCAUGAUACAUACGGUACAAAUCCACAUGUUGGUAGCAUCGGAGGUACUUGUCUAUAAUACCCAACCAUCAAUGUCCCAACAGUUGCUACAAACCCACGAUUUAGUAUCUCAUGCCAACGCUCACAGCUGGUUUCUACCCACAUGUAUUGUACAGCAAUGUUUCAAUCGCCAUGCUCUAAC
Canariomyces notabilis is the source of this 2286-nucleotide messenger RNA. RefSeq names its product DNase I-like protein. NCBI's taxonomy places the organism in Eukaryota, Fungi, Ascomycota, Sordariomycetes, Sordariales, Chaetomiaceae. The transcript has 2 exons. The record is from RefSeq and is a predicted model, not a curated record. The coding region runs from base 324 to 2111 and encodes 595 amino acids. Gene Ontology annotation, molecular function: sphingomyelin phosphodiesterase activity.